AUGUCUUCCCUAAACGAUACCGUUGCUGCUGGGUACUAUGAGCCUCUGUUCGGUUUGUCGUGGUACCCUGAUCGACUAGAUAACCUGUGGCUUGCGCAUUUACAUGAGAUAGUAUACGCUUUCAUCUUUUACCAAGUCUGUCAGUAUACUAUCGCACCAAAAAUAAACAGGUACUUUUUUGGCAAACACUACUCUGAUAUAACAGAUAAGAAGCUUAAACUGGACUUUGAUGUGCACACGGUGUCAAUGAUCCAGGCAGUGAUAUCUAUUGCUAUUUUGCUUCCGGUCUUGGCUCUACCAUUUGAUCUAAACAUUGCUACUUAUGUAAAUCCAUGGUGCUCAAUGGUCAGCGCUCUAAGUUGUGGCUAUUUUGUAUGGGAUCUAGCGCUAUGUUUACGUCACUUCUCAAUUUACGGGUUUGAGUUCUUAUUCCAUGCCGUGGGGUCAUUGGUAGUGAUGUUAGCUAUUUUAACACCAUUUUGCCAACCAUGGGUAGGUAAGUACUUGCUAUUUGAAGCUAGUACCCCAUUUGUCAACAUGAACUGGUACACGAUUCAAUUAAACCACAAACAUAAAUCUUCAUCCGGUCCAGUAAUUCCUAAUUGGUUGAAUAUGAUAAAUGGUCUAUUAUUAUUGCUAACAUUCUUUGGUGUCCGUAUAGUUUGGGGCUGGAGCUGUAAUCUAUUAUUACUAAGACAGUUUUGGAGAGCUAGAUAUGAGCUACCAUAUUUGGCUGGUGCAGUGGUUCUUUCACUAAAUAUCACCAUGAGUUUACUCAAUGUUUUAUGGUUCUCUAAGAUGCUUAAGAUUGCCAAGAAAAUGGCAUCUCCAAGUAAAAAGCAAGACUAA
This is a messenger RNA of Nakaseomyces glabratus, 849 nucleotides long. RefSeq names its product Tda4p (gene TDA4). Lineage: Eukaryota; Fungi; Ascomycota; Saccharomycetes; Saccharomycetales; Saccharomycetaceae. The record is from RefSeq and is a predicted model, not a curated record. Gene Ontology annotation, cellular component: membrane; endoplasmic reticulum. Gene Ontology annotation, biological process: lipid homeostasis.